This is a messenger RNA of Zingiber officinale, 381 nucleotides long. Its product is annotated as basic salivary proline-rich protein 2-like. The record is from RefSeq and is a predicted model, not a curated record. Lineage: Eukaryota; Viridiplantae; Streptophyta; Magnoliopsida; Zingiberales; Zingiberaceae. The transcript is spliced from 2 exons. Bases 1 to 381 code for a protein of 126 amino acids.
AUGGUUGUGGCAUCGACCGAUUCCGCCCAAGGUGAUCAUACAUCAGCCUCCGAUUUCGGCCAUGGUAAUCUCAAUCCGCCCACCCAGGGUGGUGCGAAGUUGAAGCCGCCCUCUGAUUCCUGCCACGGUGAUCUCAAUCCACCCACCCAGGGUGGUGUGGAGCCGAAGCUGCCCUUUGAUUCCGGCCAAGCUGAUCUCAAUCCGCCCACCCUGGGUGGUGCGAAGUCGAAUCCGAAGCCGCCCUCUGAUUCCAUCCAAGCUGAUCUCAAUUCGCCCACCCAGGGUGGUGCAAAGCUGAAGCCGAAGCCGAAGCUGAACCCGCCGAAGACCGUUCCGAUUCCACCACCACCACCACCAUCUCCUCCUCCUCCUCCGAAGUAA